GGCUGCAUCCAGUUCAAAAUUAGCUUCGAAAGGGUUACCAACUUGCUCGAAAAGUUCACAAAGUUCUUUUAUUUAACACCUUAAGCCAUCCCAAAUCCGUAAUCUUCCAAAGAAAUGGCAUCCGUACGCACCAUGAACGAUUACUACAAGAGGAUCGAGGCGGCGGACGACAAACUUGUUGUCCUCGAUUUCUACGCCACCUGGUGCGGACCCUGCAAAGACAUGGAGAGCACGGUAAAAGCACUGGCCAGGAAAUACUCAACCAAGGCCGUAGUUCUCAAGAUUGAUGUGGACAAGUUCGACGAGCUGACGGAGCGCUACAAGGUGCGCAGCAUGCCCACUUUUGUGUUCCUCAAAAAGGAUCGUCGUGUGGCCGCAUUCUCCGGCGCUGAUGAGCACAAGCUGACCAAUAUGAUGGCCAAGUUGGUAAAAUCCUAAUUCAAACAACGUGAUAAUUAAUGUUUCGGAGCUGGGCUCUCCAACCCAUAUAGAUUUUAACCCAAUGUGUUCUUUAUGUACUUGUCUAAAUCCAGGAUUACAAAAUAUAUGUAUUAUGUAUAGCUCGUAAGCGAUGUGGGAGUAGGAGAUACGCGUGUGGUCAUAAAAUAAGCAGGAAAACCUUGUAUGAAAAACUGCAAAAAACCUAACCUCAAUCAAUUGGUAAAAACCAUAUUUUCUAUAUGUAUGUAUUAGAGCGUUGAGGCCUGUCUGCGACAUAACCUCAACGUCUGUUUUAAACUCAACUCGAAAUGCCUUAUGGACAGUAAAAUUAGCUUUAAGGUUAGGCACUAGCAAUUCGAUCAAUAAAUUGUAACCACUCUGACUAUAA
This is a messenger RNA of Drosophila eugracilis, 829 nucleotides long. RefSeq names its product thioredoxin-1. The coding region runs from base 115 to 438 and encodes 107 amino acids. NCBI's taxonomy places the organism in Eukaryota, Metazoa, Arthropoda, Insecta, Diptera, Drosophilidae. The record is from RefSeq and is a predicted model, not a curated record. The transcript has a single exon.